AUGGAAAAGAAACACGGAGGGUUUCCCCGAAAUGAAACUAGUGCACAUUUCAGGCAAAGGAAAUGGAACAACCGCGCGCACGGAGAUUCAAGUAAGGUCCGCGGGCGCGACUUACGCAACGUGACGCACGGGCACGACGUGACUGGGCUCGGGCGACGUGACACGGCGCGAGCGUGUCGCGUGACGGAGGUAGCGGCGAGUGGCCGCCGAGCGGUGCCGCGGGAGCGAGUGCGGCGAGCGGCGGCCGAAGUCGCACUGGCCGCCACCCCCGCGCGCCGCGCACGCGCGCUACCCCCACCCCUCUACCCAUCCCCGAUUGAUUGCCGCCCGGAUCAAGCGGGUGCGGCUCGGGCGCGUUCGGGUGCGAUCGGCGAUGACGUCACGGCGGACGCACGCGCGGCGACAGCCGGCCCCGCUACCGCUCAACAGCGUGCCCACUGCGUUAAGACUCCGCUCCGUUCGGGCGGACCACUUUUGCGCUCCAAUUGCCGCGCCAUUGUUGUGUGGAAUUGUGCGUCGCUAUUCGACCCGAUGCCGCUCCUUACAUACGAACGUUGCACGCACACAGAUUGUCCAUGGAUCCUGAUCGAACCCGACCGCGACGGAUUUCCCGCGAUCACGUUCGCUUAUUUAUGUGGGACGCGU
Iphiclides podalirius (scarce swallowtail) is the source of this 645-nucleotide messenger RNA. Lineage: Eukaryota; Metazoa; Arthropoda; Insecta; Lepidoptera; Papilionidae. The record is from the annotation of a GenBank genome assembly.